Messenger RNA from Peronospora belbahrii, 858 nucleotides. The record is from the annotation of a GenBank genome assembly. NCBI's taxonomy places the organism in Eukaryota, Oomycota, Peronosporomycetes, Peronosporales, Peronosporaceae.
AUGGGUUUAUACCAGCUGUGCAGGAAGAGAGGUAGAAAUAAUACCGGUAAUGUACCAAUUUAUGCUUCAAGUUUCCUGUACCCAUUUGUAGCUUCCUUACAAAUUCUAACUGGAAAAAUCGCAAUUAUUUAUUUUUCUCAGGUUGAGAAAAAUCAGAAAAUGGACGAGAUAUUUGAUCGAAAUCGUUCGAAUCUACGAUUUCCUCAAUCAAAACGUGUGUGUCAUGGCCCUUCAAUCUUACUACUAAAUGAUGUUUCGACCGUAGCCAUGCCUCCAUCAUUGCAAAAGCCUCCAUUACCACCACUGAAGGAUUUUACUGGCUCGAAACCUCCCUUAGUCUCUCCAGGACCUUGCACUGCUUUGAAUAACAGCUCGCACAAAUUCGCCGAGCUACGUUCCAAGUACUUGGACGAUAUUACAAUGGUCAUUCAGGAGCUUAAAGCCGUCCUCACAUACGGUCCUGGUUCAGCAUGUCCAGACUCACCAGUACCUCCAUCGGUCGUACUCAAGUUAGUACGCACUGUUCAGACGCUUGAAAAGCUGCGUGCAUUAUUACUAAUGAACCCUGCAAGAUUACGUCGAGUAUCAUGUGCACAAAUGGAGACUGUUGAGCAGCAGAUUCGAAUGAAUUUGCUUCCAAUUGCAACGUUGUUCCGUAGCUUUGAUCAUGAAAGACAGAGUGAUAAACAUCAACAAGAUGCUGUGCCUGCGAUUCAAGAUAGUGCAGUCAAGAUGGAACAGGACUGGAGUCAACAGUGUGAUACCAACUCGCCAUGCUCACCUUCAGAAGUGUCUGCAACGCCAAUGCCUCAAUACGACUGGCGAUUUCUGUCCAUGGCCCUUAGCCUACAGCUGUAG